AUGGAAUAGCAAAGAUCAAUGAAAGUAAAAGCUGGUUCUUUGAGAAGAUAAACAAAAUUGAGGAACUUUUAACCAGACUCCAAGAAAAACAGGGAGAGGACUCAAAUCAAUAAAAUUAGAAAUGAAAAAGGAGAAGUUACAAUGGACACUGCAGAAAUACAAACCAUUGUAAGAGACUACUACAAGCAACUCUAUGCCAAUAAAAUGGACAACCUGGAAGAAAUGGACAAAUUCUUGAAAGGUAUAACCUUCCAAAACUGAAUCAGGAAGAAAUAGAAAAUAUGAACAGACUGAUCACAAGUAAUGAAAUUGAAACUGUGAUUAAAAGUCUUCCAACAAACAAAAGUCCAGGACCAGAUGACUUCACAGGUGAAUUCUAUCAACCAUUUAGAAAAGACCUAACACCCAUCCUUAUCAAACUCUUCCAAAAAACUGCAGAGGAAGGAACACUCCCAAACUCAUUCUACGAGGCCACCAUCAUCCUGAUUCCAAAACCAGACAAAGACAUUACAAAAAAGACUACAGACCAAUAUCACUGAUGAAUAUACUUGCAAAAAUCCUCAACAAAAAUACUAGCAAACAGUAUCCAACAGCACAUUAAAAGGAUCAUACACCAUGAUCAAGUGGGAUUUAUCCCAGGGAUGCAAGGAUUCUUCAGUAUACACAAAUCAAUCAAUGUGAUACACCAUAUUAACAAAUUGAAGAAUAAAAGCUAUAUGAUCAUCUCAAUAGUGCAGAAAAAGCUUUUGACAAAAUUCAACGCCCAUUUAUGAUAAAAACUCUCCAGAAAGUGGGCAUAGAGGGAACCUAUCUCAACACAAUAAAGGCCAUAUACGACAAACCCACGGCAAACAUCAUUCUUAGGUGAAAAACUGAAAGCAUUUCCUCUAAGAUCAGGAACAAGACAAGGAUGUUCACUCUUGCCACUAUAAUUCAACAUAGUUUUGGAAGUCCUAGCUACAGCAAUCAGAGAAGAAAAAGAAAUAAAAGGAAUCCAACUUGGAAAAGAAGAAGCAAAACUGUCAUUGUUUGCAGAUGACAUGAUACUAUACAUAGAGAAUCCUAAAGAUUCCAGCAGAAAACUACUAGAGCUAAUCAAUGAAUUUGGUAAAGUUGCAGGAUACAAAAUUAAUGUGCAGAAAUAGCUUGCACACCUAUACACUAACAACGAAAGAUCAGAAAGAGAAAUUAAGGAAACAAUCCCUUCAACAAUGCAACAAAAAGAAUAAAAUACCUAGGAUAAACCAACCUAGGGAGGUAAAAGACCUGUACUCAGAAAACUGUAAGACACUGAUGAAAGAAAUCAAAGAUGACACAAACAGAUGGAAAAAUAUAUCAUGUUCUUGGAUUGGAAGACUCAAUAUUGUGAAAAUGACUAUCCUGCCCAAAACAAUCUACAGAUUCAAUGCAGUCCCUAUCAAAUUACCAAUGGCGGUGCUGUGGGGAAGGGAGAUAGAUUUGUAAACCCCGGAGCGAGGUUCUGCCUACCCGAGGCCACUGCUGUGCGGAGACCCCAGGGGAAACCACCGUCACCAUGUCUGACCAGGAGGCAAAACCUUCAACUGAGGACUUGGGGGAUAAGAAGGAAGGAGACUAUAUUAAACUCAAAGUCAUCAGACAGGAUAGCAGUGAGAUUCACUUCAAAGUGAAAAUGACAACACAUCUCAAGAAACUCAAAGAAUCAUACUGUCAAAGACAGGGAGUUCCCAUGAAUUCACUCAGGUUUCUCUUUGAAGGUCAGAGAAUUGCUGAUAAUCACACUCCAAAAGAAUUGGGAAUGGAGGAAGAAGAUGUGAUUGAAGUUUAUCAGGAAAAAACAGGGUUGUUCAACAAUUUAGAUAUUUUUAUUUUUUUCCCCUUAACCCUUUUUUAUUUUUAAAAACAUUUCUUUUGUAAUGUGGUGUUCAAAACAGAAUUGAAAACUGGCACCCUAUCUCUUUAGAACAUCUGGUAAUUUGAAUUCUAGUGCCCAUUAUUCAUUAUUAUUUGUUUUCAUUGUGCUGAUUUUUGGUGAUCAAACCUCAGCCCCGUUCAUAUCGCCCUCUCCUUUUUAAAAACUACGUGUGUGCACAGGGAGGCC
Molecule: messenger RNA, 2080 nt
Organism: Kogia breviceps (pygmy sperm whale)
Lineage: Eukaryota; Metazoa; Chordata; Mammalia; Artiodactyla; Physeteridae
Source: RefSeq, a predicted model, not a curated record